Messenger RNA from Cyclopterus lumpus (lumpfish), 3312 nucleotides. RefSeq lists its product as uncharacterized. NCBI's taxonomy places the organism in Eukaryota, Metazoa, Chordata, Actinopteri, Perciformes, Cyclopteridae. The transcript has 8 exons. Bases 147 to 2672 code for a protein of 841 amino acids. Gene Ontology annotation, cellular component: cytosol. The record is from RefSeq and is a predicted model, not a curated record. Gene Ontology annotation, molecular function: mRNA binding.
CUGUCUUUGAGAGACACGUUAGCCGACCAAUCAGAGGCCUACUUGUGCGCUCAUCGCCAGCUGGUAAUCCACUGGGUGGCAUUCUGGGCAGUUUUCGACUUCGUUGUGGCGCCGAACACAAGCGAGAUAAGUACACUGGAGCAGACAUGGUCAAGAUUUUCAUCGGGAACCUGUCCCAGAACACUGGGAAGGAAGACGUCGAAGCUUUGUUUACACCGUUUGGCACGGUGACGGAGAGCGCCAAGUUUAAGAACUAUGCUUUUGUCCACAUGGACGACCGGAAGUCGGCCACCAAGGCCAUCCGUGAGCUCCAUCUCUUCAAGCUGGACGGCCGGCCCAUCAAUGUGGAGCCCAGCAGAGGGAAGAACCCGGGCCCUGUGAAGCUCCACAUAGCCAAUGUGGAGAAGGGCUUCGACAAUGAGCUCCGUGAGCUGUUCGAAGAGUACGGCUCAGUCAAGGAGUGCUCUAUUGUCAAGAACUUUGCCUUCAUACACAUGGCCAAUUGUGACGAGGCCAUGGACGCCAUAAAGGGCCUGGACAACACAGACUUUCAAGGAAAGCGCAUACAUGUUCAGGUCUCAAAAAGCAGACCCAGGGGGGGGCCCGAUGAGGAGGAGGACUAUCCGCCUCCGCCAAACAGAGGGGGCUAUUAUCCUCCACGCUUCCCAGGGGAGCGACCCGAGCCUCCCUUCAGAGAGCGCAUGUCCGCUUACGCACCUCCGCCGCUGCCUCCGCCGCCCCCUCCCCCGAGACGGGCGCCGUAUCCCGACCGUGGCUACGGUGAGCGAGAUGCCUAUGGGAUGGUCGACUACUACGAGAAAUACAGAGCCCGUCCUUACAGCGCAGGGUUUGAUGACAGGCGCUCCGGCAACAACCCUCCUCCUCCGCCUCCUCCAUCGGCACUGGUUAGGGAACGCCUCGGAAUGGGGGGCCCCAACCCAUACGAGCGUGCCCCGCCCGCUCCGCCCGCAUACAUGGCUAGGGACCGCAGCCCUAUCAGACGAGCCCCUCCGCCGCCUGCGAUGUCGGCUGGUAACGGGUACCCCUACGAGCGGUCCCGGCUCUCCCCGCUGUCCAGGGCUCCGAUGUAUGCGGCUCCGAUGUAUGCAGCUCCCCGGCCCAGGGACCCCUACUCAGAGGGGGCCCCACCACCGCCGCCACCACGAUACGCAGGCUGGGUGACAGCAGCAAGCUUGAGUUGGGAGGGGGAACCAGAGGACAGUGUGGAGUUGAUGGUGUUUGUGAUGAGAGGGGAGAGUGAGGGGAGGCAGGCCUUGACUAAGGAAGAGGGGAAGGGGUCAAGGGCACAGGUGGUGGUCUUCAUGCUGGAGAUUAUGGAGGAGAGGUCCGUUUCAGUGAUUAAACCGAAGGAUGAGAGUGAAUGGAUUGGAAGAGGUGGAGAUGGUGUCCAUGGGCUUGAGGAGUUUGUUGAUAGUGGAGAAAAGCGUUUUGGGGUUGCUGGAGUCAGAUUGGAUGAUGGAGGAGUAGUGAGAGGAGCGAGCGGUGUUGAGGGCAUCUUUAUAAUGUUGUUGAUGGAGUUUGAAGGCAUCAAGGUGAACAGUGAGUCCAGUUUUAUUGGCAAAACGUUCCAGUUGACGGCCUUGCACUUUGAGGUGGCGAAAUCUCUAACAAUGGUAAAGAUUUUUGUGGGAAACCUGCCACGUGAGGCGGACCAGGAGGAAAUCAAGGCUCUCUUUAAUGAGCACGGCACGGUCACAGAAUGUGCCAUCAUCAAGAACUACGCCUUCAUCCACAUGGACGACCGCAAGGCCGCCACCAAAGCCAUUAAGACUUUGCACCUCUACAAGCUUCACGGUACACCAAUCAACGUGGAGGCCAGCCACGGGAAGAACCAGGGCUCCAUCAAACUGCAUGUAGCUAACGUAGAAAAGGGUGUUGAUGACGAGCUCCGUGCUCUUUUCGAAGAGUACGGCUCAGUCACAGAGUGCGCUAUUGUUAAGAAUUUUGCUUUUGUACACAUGUCCAACUCCGACGAGGCCAUGGAUGCCAUUAAGGGACUGGACAAUACUGAAUUUCAAGGCAAACGCAUCCAUGUCCAGAUUUCUAAGAGCCGUCCCAGACAAGAUGAACGGGAAGACUACCCCCCCCCUCCUCCAGACAGGGGUGGCUAUUGGCCCCCUCGCUACCCAGGAGAGAGGCAUGAGCCUCCCCCACCCAGCUACAUGAGAGGCCGUCUCGGCCAUAUGCCCCCAGGUUACCCCGCCCCUCCUCUGCCACCACCUCCCCCUAGACGAGCAGUUUAUCCUGAACGUCCCUAUGAGGGUGACAGGGAAAGAUAUGGCGUGGUAGAUUACUAUGAAAAGUACAGAGCCCGUCCGUACGGCAUGGCCGCCUACGAAGACCAACGUGCCGGUGCCCCUCCUCCUCCACCUCCCCCCUCAGCCGUUGUCCGAGACCGUCUUAUGCCCUCGUCGCUUGAUCCGUAUGAGCGUCGUCCCCUGCCACCCCCGCCGUCCUCGUACUACGCCCGAGAACGCAGUCCCCUACGGAGGGCGCCCACUGCGCCAAUGCCCCCCGCUAAUAACGGCUACUCCUAUGAGCGCUCCCGACUCUCUCCGGUUUCCCGGGUCCCGGCAUACGGAGUUCCACGCGCCAGGGACCCCUACGCAGAACGGCUGCCUCCGCCACCACCUGCACGCUACGCUUAUUAAGCAAGGCCCGGGCAUGUAAAGGAUCGUCGUCAACUGCGUCGCCGCUCGCCGCCUCCUGAUGCACGUGACACUAUCCUCUCCCUGUCUGUGGCUGAGCGCGUUGCGUUCCACUGCGAUGCUCACAGGAGGAAACCGAAUUACCGACGUCCACGUCUGUUUUUUGUUUUUAUUAAUUUUGGACAGUUUUUACUCGUUUCCUCCCCCCCCCCCUCUGAUUGUUUUAGUUUGUCAUUGUGCUAUAGUAUUUUUUUUUUUAUAUGCUUAACGUCUGAAUUAGGCGAUUUUUUUUUUUUAUUUUGUACAUUUCCGUUUGGAAAAAGUAGUGUUCUGAUGUUGUGUGUGACCGUAGGACGCUGAUCCUUCCAGUAGCAUUCUAGGCGAUACUUGUGACUGUAGAUUUAACUGAACUAAAUAAUGGUAUUAAAUUAAAUCUGCACGUUGGUUCCAUAAUGUUCCGCUUUCCCUUCGAAAACCAAACCGCCAUGUGGCGUUGCUGUGAAACUUCGAACUGCUAAGACGUAUGGGUUUGACAAAUGUAGAACGUAAUUAUUCAUAGGACGGUUAUCGCAAAGCGUUCACAUGUACCUGUCCAUUGUCGAACUUGUUUUUAAUAAACGGAUUUGUGCAGUAAUGUUGUUCA